Messenger RNA from Leguminivora glycinivorella, 936 nucleotides. RefSeq lists its product as uncharacterized. Lineage: Eukaryota; Metazoa; Arthropoda; Insecta; Lepidoptera; Tortricidae. Bases 314 to 913 code for a protein of 199 amino acids. The record is from RefSeq and is a predicted model, not a curated record. The transcript has 4 exons.
CUCCAUGGCUCGUUGGCAACGGUAUACGUAUAUUUAUUUGUGUUGCCAUCAAAUAAUUAAAGUAUUAAAAGCAGUUUUAAAAAAUACCUACACAUUUCUACAUAAUCCAACAUUCACAAGUAGCUUUCACCAGAACCCCAAAGGCGGCGGUUUUUUUUUCUUAAAAAUUAUGUUUUAUGUUUAGGAAGCAGUGAAGGCGAUAGCGCGCCUGCGAGGGCUGAGCCCCGGCGACGGCGACGGCUCCGUGCAGAAGGAGGUGGUCGCCUUGCGGAACGAGGAGGAAUAUUACAAGACGUUGCCGUCAUUGUCUAUUAUGGUCAUAAUGAAGAACCGCGCGUGGCGCAGGGCGUACCUGGUGGCGACGGCGGUGGUGUCGGCGGCGACGCUGAGCGGCAACGUCGCCGUGGUGACGAUCGGCGCCGCGGUGCUGGGCGCGGCCGGCGCGCGCCUCCACGCCGACAGCUUCCCGGCCGUCAUGAUGCUCGGCUCCACGGCCUCCAUGCUGCUCAUGGAGAGACUUGGCAGACGGGUGAUCCUGGGCUGGUCGUUCUGCGUGGGGGCGUGCGCGCAGGCGUGCCUGGCGACGGCGCUGCUGCUGCCGCGGCUGGCGGGCGGCGCCGGCGUGGCUGCCGCUGCUCGCCGUCGUGGCCGCCAUGUUCGUGUACGCGUUCGGCGUGCUGCCCGUGCCCUAUGUCUUCAUGACGGGAGACUUUUAACAUGCAGAGCUGCUGAGCCUGGUGUCGGCGCAGUCCUGGGCGCUGACGUCCGCGCAGCUGGCGCUGUUCGCGCCGCUGGCGGCGGCGGCCGGCAUGCACGCCGCCUUCUACGCGUUCGCGGCCGUCAACCUGCUCGGCGCCGCUGCGGUCCUGCUCGCCAUGCCCGAGACCAGGGCACGGAGUGUGGACCAAAUUGAACUAAUGCUAAAUAAAUAGACGU